This is a messenger RNA of Limulus polyphemus (Atlantic horseshoe crab), 6899 nucleotides long. Its product is annotated as F-box only protein 9-like. Lineage: Eukaryota; Metazoa; Arthropoda; Merostomata; Xiphosura; Limulidae. Gene Ontology annotation, biological process: SCF-dependent proteasomal ubiquitin-dependent protein catabolic process. Gene Ontology annotation, cellular component: SCF ubiquitin ligase complex. The transcript has 13 exons. The record is from RefSeq and is a predicted model, not a curated record. Gene Ontology annotation, molecular function: protein binding. The coding region runs from base 109 to 1515 and encodes 468 amino acids.
GUCAUUAAAAUGGCGUCUGUGCUAGAGAUCAGGCGCUAUGCUUGUUAUGUUGUACGCUUUAAUUCUGAUCGAGAAUUCGUAGCUUGAAAUAGAAAAGGUUAUUGGAAAAUGGAUGAAAUUCAGUCUCGAGGACCUGGGACUUUUGUGCCCUUAGCUGAAGAUACAGCAGGAGAACAAGGCAGCAGUGGUUCAGGAGGUGAAGGAGGUGGGGAUGGAAAUGGAGAUGAAUCUGGUGAAGCACAAGAUGAGGAAUCAUCUUCAUCAAAUACACUGGUAACUAUGGAAACUGAACUGGAGAACUUCAGACAAGAGUGGAGAAGAGAGCUAGAAGAAUCACCCCAAUUUGAUGCUUCAGUGGGAGCUAGCAGGGGGAAUACUGCAGAACUGAGUGAAAGUCACAAGGAAGAGAUAGUAGAAGAAAAGGCUCGAAGGUAUUUUUUACAAGGGAUUAAUGCUGAGCAGUCAGGAAGGCUUUAUGAAGCUAUAUCAUUCUACAGACGAGCUGUUCAGCUUGUUCCAGACAUUGAAUUUAAGAUGUUUGACAACUCUGGAAAGAUGCAAACUGAUAAUGGGAGUGAUACAUCUGAUGACAGUGCUGUUGAAGAAGAAGAAGAUGUUUUGAAUGAGGAUGGUGAUGUUUCUGAUUUGGUGACAAAAUUUAAUAAUCUGUCGGCUCUUUCUGGUUGUACCUUGAUUUGUCAACCUGAUCUAGAUCAAAAGACUACUCAUAUAUCUGCACUGCCAAGAGAAGUCUUCAUGUACAUAUUGAGAUGGUUGGUGUCAAGUGACUUUGAUUUUCAUUCAUUAGAACAGGUUUCUAUGGUUUCUCGGGGAUUUUACUUAUGUGCUCGAGACCCAGAAAUUUGGCGUCUGGCUUGCUUAAGGGUAUGGGAUGUUAAUUGUGGUCAUCCCAACAAAUAUGGCACCUGGAGAGACAUGUAUGUGCAGAGACCCAGGCUCAGAUUUAAUGGUGCAUACAUCAGUAGGACAACUUAUGUGAGGUAUGGGGAAGCAAUGUUUCAGGAUGCCAGCUACAGGCCGUGCUAUCUAGUGGAAUACUACCGUUAUUUACGGUUCUUCCCUGAUGGUAUGGUCUUCAUGUUGACCACACCUGAUGAUCCCUAUCAGUCUCUUGCAAAGUUACGCCACCGAAAGGUUCGUCACACAACUGUGCUUACUGGCCACUAUCGACUGUUGGGUAACUCUGUGUCCAUUAUUGCCAAACGACCGAAAGUUGAGCUCCCUGUAGGUAGCAACUAUUUCCGAUAUCGCCGUAACAAACAGAAUUUGUCUCAUGAUCCAGGGGAACAGCAGUAUCACCUGAAACUUGAAGUUAGAAAUAUAAAGCACCGUACAAACUUUCAGCUUUUGUGGCAACAUUAUGCUAUACAUACUAAGUACAGAAAUGGACAAGAAACAGUUUCCAGCUUCGAUCUUACCCCCAAAACUUUUCCACCAUUCUGGUUUUCAAGAGUACGAAGUUUUACAACAGAGUCUAUUAGUCCACUUCAGUAGACGAGUGGUAGUGGAACUUUUUUUUAAGAGAUGCCAUUGUAGUUUUUAGUUUCAAAGCUGUUUUUGGUAACAGUUUGUUUUCAUAUAUAUAUGUACUUUUGAACACAUAAGUUUGUAGCUCUCUCUCUCUGCAUGUAUUUUAUUAUCCUAAUAUCAAAAUAACAAAUAAAAUUGUUAUCGCAUACCUUAAUUUUGUUGCCAGGAGCAUUGAUAAUUUUUUUGUGAAUUUUAUUACGUACUUGCAAACUGAUCUUGUCUUUGUAGCGUGUGUUGAAUGGACAUUGGUUUAAUAGUAUGUUUUGUUUGUAGAAAAAGAACAUCUUGUAUCAAGAUUGACAUACAUGCUUUUUAACAGAUUACAACUUUUCUUUUGAUACUAAAGUUCAACUUGCAGAAUGAAAUUUUUUUUGAAUUUCAUUAAAGAAUGUCAGAAUGUUUUAGUUAUGUGAAAACUGAUAUACGUUACUGGUAAUGUAGAUAAGUAAAAUUUACAAACAAAAUUUGAAAGAAAUUUAGAAAAUAAUGAUUGACAACUGUUUUUCCCAUAUUUUUCUGAAUUAAAAAAUGUUUUAAAAUAUGUUUUUGAGCUGUAAAUUGAUCAUUUUUAUUGUGCAACUAAUGAUUAUAUGGAUGGUGUUAUGCAAAUGGGAUCUAACCCAAAAUUCUUAGUUUUGAGUAAAUGACCAAAAUGUUUCACUUUCCUACAAAAAAUCAUUGAUGAAUACCAGAUGUUCUUUCUUAUUUUAAUCAAUGGAGAUCGCUACUAUGUGUUAGAACAGAACAUUUACAUAACAAUAAACUAUUCAUUAUGAUGACAAUUAGUGGUUUAGGACAUUUUUGCCUAACUUAGAUUUCACAAAACUGCUACUUUUCAAAAAGAUAUCAAGAAACGUAAUAAUAUGCAAAUCAGAUUUUUAAGAAGUUGUAGAUUUAUUCAAAAAGACAAUUACCUAAACAAAUAUUUUCAUUCUAAUCAUUGGUGGUUAUUGUUGUAGCUCUUGAUGUAAAUAGAGCAAGGUUAGUCGUCCUCAAUAAGAUAAUCCAUCUCUACAUCAAAGCCGUCCACAUCAUCAACAAUGUUCUCAUCUUGAAGGAUGGAGUGGUAGAACGGCUUGCAGGCAUCUGGGAUGAGACACAUUAGGUCUCUUAGAUCAUUGUGCUUGGCUGCUGACACUUUUUCUCUCAGGCCAUAGCAAAAGCAAGACUUUAGUGAACGGACAGCUAGGGUGCCCCUUAGUACAGUGUGCAAUGUUGAGCUGCUGGGUUGCAUUUUCAAACAAAGAGGUCCUCAUGAAGAUUACACUGGGUUCACCUUUCCGGAGUUGUUACUUAUGUGUCAUCAGCCAGUUAACAUUUUUACCCUCUGUAUCUACUUUUCUGUUGACAUUUGCUUUCUCCAGUAUUAAAAAAAUAAAAGUUCACAAAUCUAUUGUUAGGGGGCAGGAAGAGGACAAAGGUGUACCUGACCCUCCCUGGUCCAACAAAAUCGGACCUAAAAAUCUGAUACAGCAAAUAAUGAUUAUAUGUGGAAACUAAUAUUAAAACUUUGCAUUGUGAAUUGUUAUUCAAUGGUCAGAAGGCAAAACUGCACUGUAUUUUGCACUUUUUUAUUAGCCAUUUUCAUAACCUUACUCUGAAAUAAAUACUGUUAUGGAACUUGCUUUCAGUCACCAGUCAGUCUUAGUUUGUAAACCCAAACCAGUUUUGCAUCGUGUUACGGUUAAGGAUAUUCCAAAGUGUAGUUUUUCAAAUGUGAAAAAGUUCUGUGUGAACAUUGAAUAUAAACAGGUGCUAAGAACACUUUAGACACCCUCUUGCACCAGAAAGACGACAGAAUGAGAUGGCACUGAGAUGAGAAAAGUAUAUAAUUAUCUACAUGCACAUGUAAACUUUUACAGAACACUUCAACACCUUACCUUUAUCACUUUCAAAGUUGUUCUGUAAAAAUGAUCUAACCCACAUAGGUCAUUUUUGCAUGACUGAUAUCCAUGAGUGUGGGUUGGAACUUUCCUAUCUAUAGCAGCAAUCUAAAGGGAUUGAGUUUAGGUACUUGUUUACAAAAUUGACUAACACUUGUUAGUUCAGAAAAUAUAAAAAUAACAUUUUUGGGAUUUUGUGGGUUAUGUCACUUUUGCAUAACACCAUCUAUAUAAUCUUAAAGUAUAACUAGUAACGUUCUUAUAACAUUAUUUUUUCUGGUCUGCAGUGAAUAACACAUUACACGUGAUGGCAUCUUAGAUGUGUGGCUUGUCUACUGUGAUUACUAGUGUUGUUUGAAUGUUUUAAUGACGAGACAGUCCACUGUAUGUUAAAGAUUGACUCAUUCUCCUGUGUAAUUUAUAAUACAAACAUUUGAAAUUUGUGUUACAGCAUUAGUAAUCAUUUUGUUUGUUAUGCGAAGUGUAUCUCUAGUAAUUGCAUUGCUUUCUGCAUGUUUUUUAUUUUUUGCAAGUAAAAGUUUAUUUGAAAUUUAUUUCUUCUGUUAUAGUGUUAGUUUCUUGAUGGUUAGUUUGGCUCAUUUGGUGGGGUAAACAGAAGCUAGUAUAUUUCAAGUAAUUGGUACAUGUUUUUUACUGAACUUCUAGAAAGUAAAUACCCUUCCUUUUUUUACUAUUUAGAUAUGAGUCGCAUAAUCACUUCUUACAUGUAUAUGGGUUAUAAUGAUGUCUUCAGUGCAAUAACUAUGUUGACCAAAAGUAUCCUAAUAUCUGUAAUUGUAUACAAUACUUUCUUGAACAACAAGACUGUUGCAUCGACUACCUCAUUAUUUACCAAUCCAUGCUUAUUGUUAAUUUCAUACCCUUCUUUUUUUUAAUGUUUUUUCUCCAAGCUCAGUGAAUGAUAAAUAGAAUGCAAUGGUUUUAGUGGUGGUAUUCACUGGCAACAAUUUUUUUUAUAGAAAAAUAAUGCAAAAAUUCAAGGCAAGUAAUCAGACAUUACCAUACAUCAUAAGAAUCUUUAUGAUAUUAUGAUUGAAUUGGACUCAGUAGUUAGGGUUUAUUACUUUCAUACCAUCUUAAGUUCUGACAUUGAUUUUUAUAUUUGAGGUGUAUCAGUAUAAAAUGAAACAUAGAAUAUUUUAAAAGAACACUGUAAAGAUGGAGAAAGAAAAUUAUAUGUACAUUAAAAUAAUUUUUCUAAUUUACUGUUGAGGAAAAUUUGAAUCGUAUAAUUAUUUGUUUCCUAAGGGAUAAAAUAUGUCAAUUAAUAGUCCUUUACUCACUACUUAUAAACUAAAAUACUUUAGGCGUUGAAUCAAAGAAUAGAUUAGGCCUGUAUGUUAUCUUUUAUUCACUUAAAUUCACGUUUUGGUUAGGAAAAGAAAUUGAUAAAUAAAUAAAAUAAGUCAUUGUAAGCAGAGAGCAAGAAAAAAAUUCUGAAGAGUAUAUGGUAUUCUUAAAACUGAAACAAAAGUAAAGUAAAAACAAAACGGGAAUGAUUAAUAAUUAAACAGUUAAGUCAAAAUUAACCACGUAAAGAAAAGAAAGAAUACAUGACUUCGGAACAAUGAUAUCAAAGUGUACAGAAAUGAAAGGAAGUCCUUGCUACAUAAGAGAUUAAAAGUCAAAAACCCAAGUAUAGAAGUGACUGAAAAGGUGUAUUGUUACUGACAAAACUUCACAUGCAUGGCUAUGAAAAUAAUGAUUGUUAUUUGAUUAUAUAUCCUUAAGCAACAGUCGCCAAUAUGCAGAAACAACAUUUAACCUGUAAUAGUCAUACUGUUUGAUGUUUUUUUUCAGUAUUGGUUUAAUCAUUCCUAAUAAAUGAGGAUGAUUUUAUUUCUCACAUGAUCAGAUGUUAACACAUGUUUAUGUUGGAGGGAUGGAUACUUUGUUAAUAUAAUGCACCUGAAUGAUAUUAGAUCACUGAUACACAAAAAAAUUAAGUGUGCAUACUUAUUAUAUUUUUCAUAACUGGAUCGCAAUUUACACUAGCAGUGAUAUGACAUUCUCACCAGUCAUAGAAUCUUACCUAUCUUCUCAAAAGAUUUACACGACUCUUGAGAAAGUCGUAUCAUUGCUAGUGUAGACUGUCCAGUUAUGAAAGAAAAUGUAAUUAGUGAGCACAUUUAUUUUUUGCGUACCAGUAAUGUGUUGUAGUAUUGUACUCAACCAUACCCUUGACCAUUAGUGUUUCCAUUGGAUAAAGAAUGUCAUUAUGAUGUGUUGUGAGUAGACUAAUAUGAUUGGUAUUAAAUAAAAAUGAGAUGGUAUGAUAUCAGGAAAAUUAUUUUCAAACUAGGGUUGGUGACAACAUCUCUAAAUGCAUCAUUGGUUGCAAAGUGUUCAUUAUGUAUGUGUACUCGAUAUUUGACAUGUAUUUAUCUUUAAAACUCCAUUUUAAAGUUAACAAGUUUGCUUCUGUAUAAAGAACUUCAUAAUACUUAUUGCUCCAAUAAUGUAUUUCACCAAUUAGUACAUUCAGUCAUAUUAUCAUUGCUUGAGUAAUACUUUGAUUAUUUCACUUAUACUACCUGAUGACCAAAAGCGACAUCUGGUGAUACAUUAUUUGUUAAUUCAAAAUCCAGUCGUGUUUUUAUUUUAAGAGUACCGUAAUAUUAGUUAUUUGUUUAUGAUAUAUUGUUCAUUUUAAAAUACACGAAACUCUUUGUUCAACAGUACUUAAAUAUUUAAAUAGUUUUUUCACAUUAGUUGUCAUGUCUAAUCUUAUUGGUCCAGUCUUUGAAACUUGAGAUUUUACUAUUUGUAUUUUUUUGUUUUGUUUUGUUUUUAGGUAAGAAAAAAUUAUUGGAAGUAGUUGGUAAAGCACAGUAUAGACAUGAGUGCCUUUAAGAAUGUAUAAAAGUUAGAUUUUAUAUACUGAACAGACUAUAUGGAUGUUAGUUGCUUUGCUGUUACAUGGUUCUGUUCGUAUCUUCAGGUUUUAUUUUGUGAGACAAUAAAUGUCACGAUCAGAAGGAAAAAUUAAAUGGGAUUAUUAUCAUUUAGACCAAUUUGAAAAUAUGAAAUUUUUGUUGUUGAUAUUUCAAUCCUUUAAAAUUUUUAGAAAAACGCUUAAAAUUAGUCAUGAAGCUGUUUUUAAAAUUUUAGCUUUCUGACAAAGAGGGUUGAUCGUUUAUGACUUCUGUUUUUUAAAGUGUCAUGUAUGAAAGAAGAAUGCUUUUCAUUUCAUAGUUUGUUAUCUAAGCAUUGGAAAGUGUGAUUAUUUGACAAGCUCCUUCUGCCAAGGUUUUGGAGAGUUUAGAGGUAAUAAACUUUGUGUAUUUGAACCAGUACAAGGAAAGGGACUGUUUUUCAAGUGAGUGGCUUGUAUAACCAGAAGGGCUUGUUUCAGUUAUAAUAUUUUCUGUUGAAGUCUGUUACUUCGGUACUGUAUUUUUUGUUGGUGCUAGGAAUAAAUUUUAUGAUCAGUAAUAACCUUAA